GGGCGCUUAAUCUACUCCCUCGGCUGCGUUCCAUUCGCUGCUUUGAAUGGAAGCAGCGGCAAGACGAUUCUUUCAAAUAGAGCCGGGGUUUUCUUACGGCUUGCGAGUAAUACAUUUGGGAUCGGCAGGAGAAGAGUUACUUCAGACUCUUUCUCCCCCACUCCCCACCCCCGCUCCUUUUGCAUUGGAGGAAGUUCUGUUUGAAAGGGAGGAAAGCAGAAGCGAGCCGAGCCGGGGUUCCACUCACUUCGGGUGUUGCUGGCAGUCAAAAGGCGCUGUUAAAGAGGUGGACAUGUUUAGCCACUCCUUGCAGCAGAGCCUUUCUUACGCUGAGUCUGCACCGUAACUAACAUUUGGGGAGGAAAAUUGGAGAAAUACCACUUAAUCCUUGGGAAAGAACUUUCUUGUAGAGGAAAGAAAAACUGUGUGAUCUUUCUUUUUGGAAAACAAAGAAACUUAACUGCUUCGCAGCAAUUUUUCUCACUGAUUCCAUCUAAACAACUAGAGCUUCCUUAGGUUACUUCUCUCACCUGGCUUUUAUCACAGCCAUAGAGUUUGCUUUGCUCACUGUACACCUUGCCCAGCAAUCAAGAUGAUGCAGAUCUGUGAUUCUUAUAGCCAAAAACACUCCCUCUUCAAUGCAAUGAACCGUUUUAUUGGAGCUGUUAACAACAUGGACCAAACAGUGAUGGUGCCCAGCCUUCUUCGGGAUGUGCCUCUCAUGCUGGAUGAACUGGAUUCAGGGGGUGGUUGUGGAGAAAGGGAGGCCCAGCUGACCCCCAAUGGUAGUACCUAUUGUUCCUGCAGAGAUAUGUAUAGCCAUUAUAUGCUGCUCAAGUCCAUUCGCAAUGACAUUGAAUGGGGUGUGCUGCAACAGGCAAAUGAAGAAACUGCCGCUGGGAGGAAGAAAGAUAAGCUGAACGGGAGCCCUGGUGCCAUGGACAUUAGCCGAGGGAUCCCUGAAGAUGAGGAGGCGGAGGAGGAUUUAGAGAAGCAAUUUCAUUAUCACCUGAGUGGGCUGCACACGGUGCUCUCCAAACUUACCCGCAAGGCCAAUGUACUUACCAACCGCUACAAGCAGGAGAUUGGAGUCAACAACUGGGGGCACUGAAUCAGGGAGGGGGAAAGCAUUGCCUGCCUGCCUGCCUGCCUGCCUGCCUGCCUGCCUGUUGGGGUGAGAAGUAAAAAAAUCAGAAAAAAGGGGAAAUAGGCAUUUGGAAAGGGCUAAGGAAGAAUGCAAGCAAGAAUGAACGUGUGUGUGUGCGCAUAUAUGUGAGAGAGAUGCAACUCUUAAGUGUGAGAAAAUUGUACAAGACUAUAUCAAGGUCAGUAGUAAGCAUAGGAUGCAGUAUAAAAAUUCAUGUCUUGAGAAGAAUACAAAGAUAAGAAAGUGAAAGGGACUUUUCAUUCUAGAAUUCUAUUGUUGACUACUAUAAACUUUUAGGGAGGCAGGGUGAUAAAUUUCUGCCUGGACUAGCAGGCAUAACUAGGCAGCCAAGUAUAAAGUUUCCAGAUUCUAAGGACUCAGAAUGAUGUAUAAUGGCCCAGGCCAGUUACUGAAAGAGUGUGUUUGUAAUUUCUGGGAAACUGCACAAGUGCGUGUGGUGGUGGCGGCAAUUGUAGAGAUGAUUGUAUCACUUCUUUCCUGAUUUUGCACUAAUUUUGUAACAUAAAUAUAUAUGUGUGUGGGUGUAUGUAUAUAAAGUCUAAGAAUUCUCUUUGCAUGCUGUCAGAACUGUAGACGUCUUAUUUUUUACCAACGCACAAAGAUGUACAUUAACACUAGUUAAAUAUGUUUUUUAAUAUACAGGAUGAACAGUUAUUCUUCUUUAGAUACAACACUUAUCUUUCCUUAUUGCAUAGAACUGGUUGAUGUGAAACUGCAAAUAUGCCACUUAAAAUAUUUUUUUUGCAGUGGAUAGAACCAGUUCACUAAUGUGCACUCAUAUUUCAGUGGAGGGUAGAACCAAUUACCUAAUGUGCACUCACAUUUUCAGUGGAAAGAUAAAGGGUCCCAUUGUUGUACAUAUAUUGAAGAUUAUUUAAACUUUUUUAUUCAGAUGUGGAAUAUAUUCUAAAAUAAGAAAAUAUAUUGACUAAAAUUGAUGUAUGUUUGUAUACUAUGGCUCCACUUGAAUUAAAUGCUAAUGUUUACAAUACA
Messenger RNA from Candoia aspera, 2161 nucleotides. It is a transcript of the gene MID1IP1, whose product is annotated as MID1 interacting protein 1. The coding region runs from base 593 to 1111 and encodes 172 amino acids. Lineage: Eukaryota; Metazoa; Chordata; Lepidosauria; Squamata; Candoiidae. Gene Ontology annotation, biological process: regulation of lipid biosynthetic process. The transcript is spliced from 2 exons. Gene Ontology annotation, cellular component: cytosol. The record is from RefSeq and is a predicted model, not a curated record.